This is a messenger RNA of Humulus lupulus (European hop), 1376 nucleotides long. RefSeq lists its product as uncharacterized. The transcript is spliced from 9 exons. The record is from RefSeq and is a predicted model, not a curated record. NCBI's taxonomy places the organism in Eukaryota, Viridiplantae, Streptophyta, Magnoliopsida, Rosales, Cannabaceae. Bases 14 to 1216 code for a protein of 400 amino acids.
UACUGAAUCAGAAAUGUGGACACAAGUAAAAUGCACCCUGCUUGCCAUUUCGCUCUCUUCGUUUCUCUUUUCAAUCUCUAACCCAUUUUCUGGAUUCUGGAGACCCUUCACUUCCACCCACUUGUUCAAUCAUUACAGUCUCACAUUACAACCCCUUCUUCCUUUUCCUGCCCCUAAAAGGAGGAAAUUAGCUAGUACACAUACAGAAAAUAUAACUUCACAAUCCCAGAGGAAGAGUUUGAAUAUGUCCAAAGAUUCCUACUUUGAGAGGCCUUUGCUGGAAGAGUACACAUUUUCUGCAAAGUCUGCUCCUUUUAACAAUUGUCAUGCUUCCACCAUUGUUGAGGUUGAUAAAGAUCAUUUUUUAGUUGCCUAUUUUGGGGGUACUAAAGAGGGGGAACCUGAUGUGAAAAUUUGGAUACAGACAUACAAGAAUGGCUCUUGGGAACCACCUGUGAUAGCUGACGAAGAACCUGGUGUCCCAAUGUGGAAUCCUGUGCUAUUUAAACUUCCAUCAGAUGAGCUGCUGCUGUUCUAUAAAGUAGGCCAAGAGGUUCAAAAAUGGAGUGGAUGCAUGAAGCGAUCAUAUGAUAAAGGUAAAAGCUGGACAGAAAGAGAACAAUUUCCUUCUGGUAUAUUGGGACCAAUAAAAAAUAAGCCAAUCUUGCUAGAAAAUGGACAAUUGCUCUGUGGAUCCUCUGUUGAAAGUUGGAAUUCCUGGGGAUCAUGGGUGGAGGUCACCACCGAUUCAGGCAGGUCCUGGAGAAAGUAUGGUCCAAUUUACAUUCAAAAUGAAACUCUCAGUGUGAUUCAGCCUGUUCCUUACCAGACUUCCAAAGGGACCUUGCGUGUUUUAAUGCGAUCCUUCGAUCACAUUGGUAAAGUGUGUCUCUCAGAAUCCCAUGACGGUGGAAAGAACUGGGGUUUCGCUCAACCAACUGAUCUCCCAAAUCCAAACUCAGGUAUUGAUGGGGUGAAGCUGAGAAAUGGCCAAUUAUUACUUGUUUACAAUACAAUCUCAAGGGGGGUUCUUAAAGUUGCUGUAUCUGCUGAUGAUGGUGACUCAUGGCAUGAAGCUUUGACAUUGGAGGAGAAUCUGCAAAUGGAGUUCUCAUAUCCAGCUGUUAUCCAGGCUAGUGAUGAUUCUAUCCACAUAACAUACACAUACAAUAGGACACAAAUCAAGCAUGUUGUCCUUAAAGUUAAACAACCUUAAUUCAGUUGAGGAUGAACAAAAACACAAGGCAUGUUCUUCCCUAUUAUGCUUUGGAAAAUUGUUUAAUUUGUAACAAAUGUGAUCCUUACUAUGUAGAUUAUAAGUAUUUAUUGUUCCAUUUUAUGUCAAUAUAUCUCUCCAACCCUCUAUGAUUGUUUUA